Heterocephalus glaber (naked mole-rat) is the source of this 4166-nucleotide messenger RNA. It is a transcript of the gene Misp, whose product is annotated as mitotic spindle positioning. The record is from RefSeq and is a predicted model, not a curated record. NCBI's taxonomy places the organism in Eukaryota, Metazoa, Chordata, Mammalia, Rodentia, Bathyergidae.
GGUGCAGCCAUAAAAGCAGAGGCUGAGCCCUGCCUCCUGGGAUCGCGGAGGCUGCAAGGCACCGGAGGCAGUGCUUGAUUCCCACCUGCUCCCAAGCAGCACCUGGGCAGUGAGCCUGGAGGUCUUCACCCACAGAAGAAAGGUCAGCCAAGACCCCUGAGGAGAUGGACCGCGUGACCAGAUACCCCAUCUUUAGUCAUUCACACCCAGCUCACGUCACUGGGCUGGCACUGGAUGGGGACGCCAGUUACACAAUUGAGCUGGUGGGUGUGAGGCCGGAGGACAAUGGCUGGGGUCAAGACAAGCCUCAAGCUUUUCCCACAGACUGGGAGGCCCAGGUGGACAAGACAGAGACACGAGUGUUCCGUGGCAGGCAUGCUGCCCUCAGCCACACAGAGAAGGACAGGGACAAGGAGAUGCAGGUUUAUCUCCUAGAUGCCAGACACGGCCCACCCAGGCAGCCACAGGACCUAGAGCUCGAGCGCUGGGCAGUCAUCCAGGGGCAGGUGGUCAGGAAAGGCAGCACGGUGGCCACGCUUCGUGGCACCCCUGACCACAGGGACCCCAGGCCACCUGGCCACCCUCAGUCCAGUCCUUUGAAGGAGGAAGACGUGAUCGACAGGGAGCAGAUUGACUUCCUGGCUGCUAGGCAACGCUUUUUGAAGCUGGAGCAGGAUGGCAUGAACAGGACGUCAGUCCCCCAGAGUCCCCUGGCCAAAGUGUUCCCUGCACCUGCUCAGCUGGGUGUCAUCCAGGCCUCCAAGGCCUCAAAUGAGCCCCAGCUGGCCAACGGGUACACUGUCUCUGCCACAGCCCAGGACAAGGAGGUGGUCGUGGUGGAGAAGAGGGUCCGUGGUUUUGUUACUGGGCCCAGCAUCCAGGCUAUGGACAACUCUGGCUCCUGGUCCCAAGCCACCAACAACUCCUCCAGCUUCCGGUCCCAAGCUGCCAACGACUCUGCCAGCUUCCGAUCCCAAGGCACAGACAACCCCAGCUUCCAAUCCCAAACCAUGAAUGAUUCCCGCCUCUGGUCCCAAGCCACAGAUGACCCUGGGUCCUGGUCCCCAGAGCCCCUCAAGGAGACACCCAUUGAGCGGGAGAUCCGGCUGGCCCAGGAGCGCGAGGCAGACCUUCGGGAGCAGAGGGGACUUAGGCGGGCAGCGAGCCACCAGGAGCUGGUGGAGAUCCUCACCCGGCCAUUGCUGACCAAGGUGAACCUGGCCGAGGUCCCUCGGCGGGACCGGGGCCGCCCAUCCCUGUAUGUGCAGCGUGACAUGGUGCAGGAGACCCAGCGUGUGGAAGACCACAGGCGGAAGGGCCUGCAGGCCAGUGGGGCGUCCACACCUGACUGGGUCUCCGAGGACCCCCAGCCUGCAUUUGGGAGGAAAACGAACUCAGACCCCAUCCUUGACCCCAUGCCAGAUGCCGGGGCAGCCGACCCAGCUCCAGAGACAAGGAAGGUGAACCGAAUACCACCCGACGCCUACCAGCCGUACCUGGGCAGAGGGACCCCUCAGCCAGAGUUCUCACCCUGCUGGGGAUACCGCAAGCCUAGCGGUCCCCCUGCCUCUCCUAAGUCCACAAGGUCUCAGAGGCUUCUCUCAGAAUCCUCUGGAAAACCCCUGAGCACAAAGUUCCCUCUGGGAGACCUGCAAGCCAGCCAGACCAUGGUACCACGGGAGUACUUCCGCCUGCGACCCCUGCAGUUCAGGGUCCCAGAUGUGCAGCAUCAGGCUGAGACCCCCCAUGUCUGGGGCUGGGAGGUGGCCGGGGCCCCAGCAUUGAGGCUGAAGAGGUCCCAAUCGUCUGACCUGCUGGAGAGGGAGGUGGAGGAUGUCCUUCGAAGGGAGCGGGAGGUGGAAGAGCAGCGGAGGAGCGCUUUCUUCCCUGAAGUCUUCUCCCCAACGCCAGAGGACGAGGGCUGUAAGCAAGACUCUAGGAGCUCCUCUAGGGCAUCUGGCAUCACAGGCAGCUACUCAGUGUCUGAGUCAUCCAUCUUCACUCCCAUCCACCUGCACUCAGGCCUGGUGUGGACAGUGGAGGACCCAACAGACGGAGCUUCUGGGCACAGGAAGAAGGGACAGUGGUAUGCAGGCAUCAACCCCUCAGACGGCAUCAACUUGGAGAUCCUGGGAGCCACACGGGUCACUCAUCACAAGAAUGCCAUGGCCAGGCGCUGGGAGGCCGGCAUCUACACCAGCGAGGAUGAGGACUAAGCCUGGGUCCAGGACAGCCGCCUGGGCCCUGUACUGCCCUGCAGCAGCUGCCACGUUGUCAGGGAGCCCCCACCCACCAGGGCGCACGGUCCCCAUUUAAACUCACAAUCAGAGGACCUGGAGCUGCAUGCCCACGGUCCAUGGCGAGUACACGGUAGACUCCAGGGUUUUCUCUGCCACUUUUUAUUUUCCUGGGGGACAUUUUUCUGUUUGUAGGGUCUUUGGCUGGGACUGAAAAAGAGAUCCCUGCUGAUUCUUCUUGCCUCUUUUCGUUUGUUUUAUUUGGUUUUUGGAGAAGGUCUUGCUAUGUGGCCUAGUCCAGCCUCAAACUCACAGCAAUCCUCCUCCCUCAGCCUCCUGAGUGCUGGGAUGACAGGCGUGCACCGCCACCCCCAGCUUCUUUCUUCCUCUAAGACUUUGCCACAUGCUCUGGGGCUGGUAAGGGAGACCAGACCAUGGUGUGCCCUGCAUGUGGGGCACAGAACUCAGGUCCCUCACCUGGCAGGAAAAAGGCCGAGAUUUGGGGCUGCCAAGGCCUUUGCCUUCCACCCAUAAAGCCUGUCCUUGUCCGCCAGAAAUAAACCUUGUGAUCUCCCAGCUGGCCCGGCCUGGUGUGCAGAAGCACCAAGUUGCCUCAGUCUGCCUCAGUUCUCUUCAGGUUCUGCCCCAUUGGACCGCGACCCCUGUGACCGCGACCCCUGUGACAGCUGCCAGGUGCCAGGCAUGGAUCGCGCUCCCAAGUCCUGCAUACAGCAGGUGCCUUAUUGGUGCUCGUGCACAGGCCUAUGGAGUGUGUGAGGGGCUGCUUCAGGCCUCUGGAGGGCUUCUUAACCACCUGCUGCAUCCCCAGCACACACACGUGGUGACAGAGGAGGUUGGAGAGUCAUUAAUUGGGCUCUGACUGCGCACCAGGCUCACACCCGGAGAGCGUGGGUGCUGGGUUGAAUCCAGCUCUGUUCCCAGCUGCUCUGUAACCUUGGGGUCUUCUGAGUGUCUGGCCUCCAUUUCCCCUCUGCACAGGGAUUGAGGAUGGGACCCUGCUCCCAGCAGGCAGACGGGGCUAUUGGUGUGAAGGCACAGACAGGGUGUGGGUGACAGGGACUCAGCCCCGCACCAGCCUUGGCCGCCAGAACCCGGGCCUGCCAGGAUCAGUGAGAUCCUGGUCUGAGGGAGGGGGCCUCUGUCCCCAGGAGGCCCCGUAGGAGGAGAAAGCAGUGUGCUGCCCUCAGGAGAGCUUCUGAGCUAGGGUCACCUGCCCCCUUGUGCCUGGGCAAUCCCGUCCCAGCCCCAAAACCCAAGAAGAGCCCCCCCACCGACUUUCUCACAUUCUGACUCACAACCUGGUGAAUCUCCUCGAUUCUCCCUGUCUCCGCCCCUUCCUCGCCACCCCACAGGACACCCCGCUGUCCCCAGGUCCCGGAACAACUUCAGGGGCUCAAAGACAUCCACAGUUGUCCCUCACAGGGCUGCAGUCCAGGCCUGGGCCGCAGGGCUGCUCCUCCUAAGGAUCCAGGGAGAACUCAUGCCCUCAUCCCAGCUCCUAGAGGCGCCCACAGCCCUCAGCCUGUGGCCCAUCCUCCAUCUGCAGAGCCACCAGCAUGGUGUCUUCAGCCUCUCUUUGCCUCUCACCCUCCCGCGCCCUCUCAGGGGAUCUGGGGUACCCUGGGACCCCAGUGGUCAGGAUGACUCCCCCAGUGCCCUUCAGGUGUCCCCAUCUGCAGAGUUCCUUCCGCCUGGGAAGUGACACAGGUUGAUCAGGGCAGGGACAUUGGGAUGUCACAUAUUGAGCUAAACUGAGGACAAGACAGAGCAGUUGGUUUGGCUCUGAUGUCCACAUAGUGUCCUUAUAGCUUUGAACUCUCUUGCCCUUUUUUUAAAUUAAAAAAAUUUUAUUCAUGUAUGUUUGCAAUACCUAAUAAAUACAUGCAUUGUGGGGAGUUGCUACACAGA